AUGAUCAGAGAAAAGAAUGACCAACCAUUGAAUGGCUAUAAGGCAGGUCAUAAAGAAAGGAGAAUCCGACCAACAGUGGCACACCACUGGUUGGUGGCCAAACAUCCUGUAUCUUCAAUCAAAGUGAUUCUCAUUGAUCAUAUCCCUAAACUAUCACGAGGUGGAGACAGAAAUAAGAUGCUUCUCAAAAGCGCCGCCUCCUUAGUCAGUCAGGAACGGAGCGGCUCCAUGUUUUGUGCCUAUGACGAUCAUGUGACCCAGGCUCCUUUUCCAGCUAUUGAUGUGCUGAAUUAUGUAGGAAGAUCUGAUGGAAAAAGAUCUGCUUGGAGAACAAGCAAGACUGAUGCAAAGAACGAAGAAGAUAUGUAUAGAGUUCUCUUAAAUGAUUAUGAGCAGCGGCAUAAACGGCUAAUGUUGGAGAAUGCAGAACUCAAAAAAGUUCUUCAACAAAUGAAAAAAGAAAUGAUUUCAAUCCUUUCACCCAAAAAACAGAAAACCAAAGAGAAAGCAGAGGAUAGCUUUGGCACAGUUUUUUCAGACGUUGAUGAAGAUGUUGCAGACUCCAGUAAAGAGAAUUUAACAGAAUUAUCUUGUGAGAUAGUUCGAGAACAGCUUGUUAACAGCAUCCGGCAGCAGUGGCGAAUAUUAAAGAACCAUGUGGAGAAACUGGACAACCAAGCUUCUCUUGUACAUGUGGCAUCUCCAGAUCUCAAUGCUAUGAUUAAGAGGGAAGAUCACGAACAAGAACUUGAAAAGCUGAAAGAGGAGAUACAGAGAUGUAAAGAGACUAUAAGAAGUCAGCAGCAUCUCUUACAGAAACAACUUGGUGUACCAAGUGAUGAUGAUACCUCAGCGCUUCUGCAGGAUUGCUAUGCUUUAGAAGAUAAUGAGCGUCUUAAACAAGAGUUGAAAUUAUUUAAUGAACAAAAAAGAAACUUUGAGAGAGAGCGGAGGAAUUUUACAGAAGCUGCUAUCAGGCUUGGACAUGAGAAAAAGGUGUUUGAAGAGGAUAGAGGAGCUUGGUUAAAACAGCAGUUUUUAAAUAUGACUGCACUGUGUGAUCGCAAGAGUUCUGAGCAUUGGAAAUCCCCAAGUGCCUUUUUUAGUCUCUGUCAGCAAUCCACAGCUGAAGACCCUGGAGGAUAA
Molecule: messenger RNA, 1146 nt
Organism: Bombina bombina (fire-bellied toad)
Lineage: Eukaryota; Metazoa; Chordata; Amphibia; Anura; Bombinatoridae
Gene: SSX2IP
Product: SSX family member 2 interacting protein
Exons: 9
Coding region: 1-1146 (381 amino acids)
Source: RefSeq, a predicted model, not a curated record